Messenger RNA from Sclerotinia sclerotiorum 1980 UF-70, 1857 nucleotides. RefSeq lists its product as hypothetical. The coding region runs from base 1 to 1857 and encodes 618 amino acids. The transcript has 3 exons. NCBI's taxonomy places the organism in Eukaryota, Fungi, Ascomycota, Leotiomycetes, Helotiales, Sclerotiniaceae. Gene Ontology annotation, cellular component: mitochondrial outer membrane. The record is from RefSeq and is a predicted model, not a curated record. Gene Ontology annotation, molecular function: calcium ion binding; GTPase activity; GTP binding. Gene Ontology annotation, biological process: small GTPase-mediated signal transduction; regulation of mitochondrion organization; mitochondrion organization.
AUGGCUACAGUGCGAAUAUGUGUUUGCGGAGAUGAUGGGACUGGAAAAUCGAGUCUCAUCACAUCCCUAGUCAAAGAUGUAUUUGUUACGAACAAAAUCCAAUCAGUUCUCCCUCAAAUCACCAUACCUCCGAGCAUUGGUACUCCAGAAAAUGUUACCACAACCAUUGUCGAUACAUCUGCCGAACCUCAAGAACGAAAUACAUUGCGAAAAGAAAUAAGGAAGUCCAACGUUAUACUCUUAGUAUACUCGGAUCAUUACAGCUAUGAAAGAGUGGCUCUAUUCUGGAUGCCAUACUUCCGCUCCUUGGGUGUGAAUGUACCGGUAGUAUUAUGUGCCAAUAAAUCUGACACAACUACAAAUGCGAACACAGCACAAGUGGUGGAGGAUGAAAUGUUACCGGUGAUGGCAGAGUUUAAAGAAAUAGAUUCUUGUAUACGGACGAGUGCAAGGGAACAUCACAAUGUUAAUGAAGUGUUCUUCCUAUGUCAAAAAGCCGUUACACAUCCCAUUGCACCACUUUUCGAUUCCAAGGAAGGUAUAUUGAAGCCUGCGUGUGUCGCGGCUUUAAAUAGGAUAUUCUACUUGAACGAUAAAGAUCAGGAUGGAUAUUUAAAUGACCAAGAAAUGCAAGACUUUCAAGUCAAGUGUUUUGAAAAGCCAUUGGCCCCCACUGACCUCGAAAAUAUUAAGAUAUCGAUAAGUAGGGCUUCGCCAAAUUCGAAUAUGGAAAAGGGCGUUGAUCAAAAAGGGUUCAUUCACCUCAACAAAAUAUUCGCGGAAAAGGGCAGACAUGAGACUAUAUGGAUUAUACUACGGAAAUAUCAUUAUACAGACAGCCUGAGCUUGAAGGAUAGUUUCCUUCAUCCUAAACUCGAUAUUCCCGAAUUUGCUUCUGCAGAACUCAGUCCCGCUGGAUAUCGAUUCUUCGUCGAUCUCUUUCUGUUGUUCGACAAAGACAACGACGGAGGGUUGAAUGAUAAUGAAUUGAAUGCGUUAUUUGCACCUACUCCGGGGCUUCCAUCACAUUGGCUCGAUUCGAACUUCCCAGCUUCUACAGUUCGCAAUGAAGCCGGGCACAUAACUCUCCAAGGUUGGUUAGCUCAAUGGUCUAUGACAACCUUUGUUAGCCCUGCCACUACCCUCUCCUACUUAGCCUACCUGGGUUUCGAACCUACGCCUGGCAAACCUUCUACAACAACCGCCCUCAAAAUAACAAAACCUCGCAAAAGACGACGUCGACCUGUCCGCACCGAGCGCAACGUAGUUCUCUGCUACGUCCUUGGUUCCUCCUCGUCAGGCAAAUCCUCCAUCCUCGAUGCCUUUCUCAACCGUCCCUUUGACGACCUGUACCGGCCUACCAUCAAACCGCGCGUCGCAGUCAACAGCGUCGAACUUCCAGGCGGCAAACAGUGUUAUCUAAUCCUCGAAGAACUCGGCGAACUCGAACCUGCCAUCCUCGAAAAUCAAGCCAAACUCGACGCCUGCGAUCUCCUCUGCUACACUUACGAUUCCUCCGACCCCGACUCCUUUUCCCACAUCAUCGACCUACAUAAAAAAUACCCCGCCCUCUCAUCCCUUCCCUCAAUCUGCACAGCCCUCAAAGCCGAUCUCGAUAAAACAACCCAAAGAUGCGAAAAACAACCAGAUGAAUACGCUCAGCUCAUGAACAUGAACGCCCCAGUCCAUGUAAGCGUCACGUGGCAUAGCAUUAGUGAACUUUUCGUUACACUAGCAGAAGCAGCGACGGAUCCAUCAAAAGCGUUUCCCAAAAGUGAGGAAGAGGCACCGGAUAGAACAGGUGUGUGGAUUGCGGUUGGCGCGACGGCUUGUGCGGUUGUGGCGGCGGUUGGGUAG